CACUCAGCGAGUGGACGGUGGAGUGAAACAUGCCCUCCGACUUUCUAACACCUUUCCUGGAACUGGAUGAGGAGUUCUGCAAGAAUUUCCAUGGCCUGGAGGUGACAGAUGGUUUGUCCACCAGCUCGCAGCAGCAGCAGCAGCGGCAGCAGCACAGUCAAAGAGUCCUGGGCUUCCAGCGUCGCCAUUCUCUCUGCCCCGUGACCCUCCCCAACUCCAAGUUCAACAACAGCAGCAGCAGCAGCAGCAGCAGCAGCUCUGAGGUGAGCGAGUCGGCCUGCUGGGGGAUCAACAUGGCCUCCAACCAGCAGUGGAAGAGGGAAAGUCAGCUUCCUCGCUCCUCGCUCAGUCAUAUCCCCUUCAGAGUCGACCGCUCGGUCAGCAUGAUCGAGGGCAACGUCAGCAGCCUGGGAGGCAGAGAGGACAAAAUGGCGAACGUUUGUCCGCCACUGCCGCUCCCUCCUCCAGGCUUCUGCAUCAGCAACACCUCCCUCUCCUCCACCACCUCCCCCACUGCCUCAAGACCCCUGGCCCCCUCGCCUCACAUCUCCACCCGCUACAAGACUGAACUCUGCCGCACCUUUGAAGAAAGUGGGGCCUGCAAGUACGGCGCCAAGUGCCAGUUUGCCCACGGCUUGGACGAGCUGAGAGGCCUCAGCAGGCACCCAAAGUACAAGACGGAGCCUUGCCGCACUUUCCACACAAUAGGCUUCUGCCCAUACGGCGCCCGCUGCCACUUCAUCCACAACGCUGACGAGCUCCAAACCGGCAACGCCGGCGCUCCACAGCAGAAGCAGAAGCUGAGGCCUCCUCUGCUUCGUCACAGCCUCAGCUUCGCAGGCUUCUCCUCCUCUCCGCAGACUUUCCAACCGGUCGAGGAGUCGCAGCCUAACCCUCUCAUCUUCACUCGGGCCUCCUCUGUGUCUCCUCCUCCAUCCUCCACAGGGAGCCCAGAGCUCCUCUCUCCUCUCUUCCCUGAGCCGGGGGCACUGAAGCACUGCCCUUACUCCUUCUCUGGCAUCUCAGAACUGGCCAAUGACAGCGGAGAUUCAGCUCUGCACUUCUACGCUGUCGCAGAUUCCGUCGGCGCAAGGUGUCCCACAUCCACUUUCACCUCCAAAAACCCAAACCUCCCCUACCACCUCCCUCAGCAGCUGCCAGUCUCCCUGAACGGCCUCCCAAGCCUUCAGCGCUGCUCCUCGGCAGACUCCCUCUCCGAGGAAGGCUACACCUCCUCUUGCUCCCUCAGCUCUUCCUCCAGUGGCACAGAGUCACCGAGCUUCGAGGGCCGACGCCUGCCCAUCUUCAGCCGCCUGUCUGUCGAGUAGAGAAGGGUUUUACUGCGAGGCUGAAUUUAAUCAGGGAUAGAUGGUCUAAUUGUUGUAACUUUAUGUGACUAGGAUCUUGAUGUUUUUGUGUCUAGUCCAAAAAAAACCAAAGGAGCAGCUUUGACACAUAAAAGUUCAGAUACAAGUCACAGAGGCUUCAAACAUUAGGUUUUCAGUUCCUCCAUAAAUCCAGCCAGGUAAACGUACCUAACUUUGUGCAUAUUGCAUCUCUCAUCAACGCAGUUGUAGCGCUGCUCAGUGUUCGUCCAGUUUUAGCUGACUUCUCUUUUUUGUUUUGUUUUUUUUGGGUUUUUUUUUUUUUCUUUGUAAGGUUGUUCUUACUGCUGUAUACUGUUGUAUACCCGUUUUUAGGGAAUACUUAGGGGGGUACUUCACUGUUCCUGCUCAGUGGGAAGUUCUGUGUUAGAAUUUCCUGUACUCUGCUUUAAGAAGGAGUUUAAGAUUAGUGAUGUUUGCCCUAUGUAUGACUGAUGUGCAUUCCACGUUUUCAUAUAGCAAUGUUGUUUUGUUUUCUUACAAAUCUUAUUCCUUAUUUUCCUGCUUACAAACAGCUUCAGUGAUACCAGCUUGCAGCACUUCUUCAGUCAUAUUUAGGGCUCUCGAACGGUAUGAAACCAACCUCUUGUCAGUGAGUAAGAGGGUUAAAUAACUGUAUGCUGUCACUGAUUGAUUGAUUUUAUUGAUUGGUUGUAUGGCUGUGGCCAGUUGAUUGUAUUUAUCAGCCAUUUUUAACUGCCUGGCAAGGAUUCAGCUAAACUGCCUUAGCGACAAAAAAAAUAGCACAAGUGUAGGCAACCCACUGAUUCUCUAGUUACCAAAGUUGAUGAUAGAGUUCCCUUUACCUCCUAGUACUGUUAACACCUAGUUUAGCCAUGACAGGUAAUACACAGUGUUAUGAUUAUUCUUAUUAUAGCCUAACACUUUUUUUUUUUUUUUAGACUUAUUUAUUUCUUUUUGUAUCAUUUGUUUCUUUCAGAGUUUGCUUUGUGAUUGUGUUUAUGGAUUUUUUUCUUUAUGAUGCCGGAGAAAUUAUGCUUUACUUAUGCAUUCAUGUUGUCCGUCUGCUUGGUUUACGCUAUCCAGUAGCUUUAAGGAGGCUUGUGGAGAGGAGAGGAAAGGGGGAGGGGGAGGGAGGGGAAGAAAUUUUGGCAUUCUACAUGUAUGUUGCCUUAUUGGCUAUUAGGCCUGGCAGAAAUCAAGACUCGUUGAGUUUUCACACCAACAGCUACAGUUGUUAGUCGGGUUUCUGAACUUUUGGUCGUCGUCAUCCAUCAGUAACUGCUGUUGGUGUGAGCACACAGCGAGUCUUCUCUCCUCUCCGUCAAGCCUCACACCUCUGACUGUAAUAACCUGUUUUUCCGAUUGUUUACUGCUGUUAUUCAUAGAAAAACAGUAGUGAAAGAGGGCUUCGCCACACGUUAAUAGCGUCAGUGUGGGUCAUCAGUGGUAAAUAAAAGGGUGGGUAGAUUGUGUGAGCAACAGUCUGGAAGUCAAAGGAUCACCAAAAGAAAUGAAAAAAUCUAUUUAACUGUCAUGAAAGAGCAUAAAUGUGAGUGUCUAUCAGGACUGCCGUACUGCUGCGUGAUGCUCUUAGUGUUUAGGGAAUUCCUAUGUGUUUAAAACCUUGUGUUCUUCUCUUGUGGUGAAAACACACAGGUGAAAAGGUGACCUUUGUUUAUAGUUGGUUUUUAUCUAUCAGAGUUGCCUCGAUGACAAUGCGUUUGUAGGUCGACCUCUGUUGCACGCUAGCUUGCUAGCUAACUUCUUUUUUUAGCGGUGGGGGGAAAUCAAGAGAGUUCAAGUGAAAUCAGGCGAGAUUGUUAUUGUUUGUUUGUUUGUUUUUUCGUCAUGAAACCGACUCCUCCUGCCCCGUCGAGUCCAGAGACGCUUCGUGCUGUAGCUUACUGUUAGCUUGACUUGACAGCGAGCCGUGUUUUUUUUUUUUUUUGGUAACUUUUGUUAACUUAAAGUCUUAUUUAUUUUGUUUUUCAAAGCAAAAACUUAU
This is a messenger RNA of Thunnus maccoyii (southern bluefin tuna), 3354 nucleotides long. Its product is annotated as mRNA decay activator protein ZFP36L1. The record is from RefSeq and is a predicted model, not a curated record. Bases 30 to 1328 code for a protein of 432 amino acids. Gene Ontology annotation, molecular function: metal ion binding; mRNA binding. The transcript has 2 exons. NCBI's taxonomy places the organism in Eukaryota, Metazoa, Chordata, Actinopteri, Scombriformes, Scombridae.